CAUCCGCACACAAAUUCGCAUCUCCAAGAAACUUUAAUUACUAAUAUUAUUAUUUUAUGUUAAAUCAAUAUCAAAACAUUACAUGUUUAUACUUAACUACAUGUAGCCAUCUUAGCAUUUUUCAACAUCCUUCUGAUUUAUAAGGGAAACAAAAACUAGAAUAAAAAUGGAAACUACACAUUCUCUUCAUCGUCAUUGCUUCAUCGUUUUGCUUCUUGUUAUAUCCGCUUCUUAUGUGUCUUGUUUCUAUUCAAAGAAUAUCAUCAACGGUUCUUAUCAUGUAAGAGGAAUUAAAAUUGAUCGGAAACGUGUUCUCUCCAGUUCCAAAUCUGGAGGAUAUCAACCGAAUAAACAGCCAAUAUGCAUGGAUAAACCGGCGCCUAGCGAUAUAUUGCCCAUCUUUUGUGGUGAAGGAUAUGUUAUCGCUGAGAUAAAAUUCGCCGACUAUGGCCAACCCACUGGUAACUGUGAAAAGAACACGCUUAAACGUGGAAACUGCGGCGCACCCGCUACUUUGAGGCUCGUCAAAAAGAAUUGUCUUGGAAAAGAAGAAUGUUGGUUUCCAGUAACAGACGAGAUGUUUGGUCCGACCCAUUGUAAAGGACCUGUUAAAUUCGUUUUUUCCGGUACUUGUAAGAAAAAAAUGAACUCAAAGGAUUAGUGAUUCUUAUAUAUAACAAAUAUUGUAUUCUUUUUUUUUUUUUUAAUAUCAAAUUAUUGUGAUCACUUUGAUAGAGCGCAUCUUUAUGUUGCUAAUUUAAGCAAUCCCUUGAAUCAGGUUCUUGUU
This is a messenger RNA of Arabidopsis lyrata subsp. lyrata, 787 nucleotides long. RefSeq names its product beta-galactosidase 9. The transcript is spliced from 2 exons. NCBI's taxonomy places the organism in Eukaryota, Viridiplantae, Streptophyta, Magnoliopsida, Brassicales, Brassicaceae. The record is from RefSeq and is a predicted model, not a curated record. Bases 167 to 661 code for a protein of 164 amino acids. Gene Ontology annotation, molecular function: carbohydrate binding.